GGCAGAGGGGCGGGGAGCGCCGGGCCCCGAGCUCCGCAGGUCAGCUUGGACGUUCCAAAUACCUCCCUUUACCUGAUGCUGCUGAUAAAAUCAGGAUGGCUUUAAACUCAGGGUCACCACCAGGUGUCGGGCCUUACUAUGAGAACCAUGGAUUCCAACCCGAAAGCCUCUACCCUCCGCCGCCGCCCAUGGCGCACCGUGCCUACGCGGGGUACCCGGCUCAGUACUACCCGCCCGCAGUGCCCCAGUACGCCCCGAGGGUUCAGACGCACACCUCGACACCCAUCAUCCUCAUGCAGCCCAAACCCCCGUCGGGGCCAGCAUGCACCUCAAGGACUAAGAAAGUCCUGUGUGUCACCUUCUCCCUGGGAGCCCUCCUGGCUGGAGCAGUCCUGGCUGCCAUGCUGCUGUGGAAGCUCAUGGAGGACGAGUGCUUGGGGAUGGAAUGCAGCUCCUCGGGGACCUGCGUCAGCCCCUCUCACUGGUGCGAUGGUAUCCUGCACUGCCCCAGCGGCGAGGACGAGAGCCGGUGCGUUCGUCUCUACGGACCCAACUUCAUCCUUCAGGUGUACUCAACUCAGAGGAAGUCCUGGCACCCCGUGUGCCAGGAUGACUGGAGUGACAACUACGGGAGAGCGGCGUGCCAGGACAUGGGCUACCCGAAUAGUUUUUUUUCUAGCCAAGGAAUAGUGGAUGACAGCGGGGCCACAAGCUUCAUGAAGCUGAAUGUCAGUGCCAACAAUAUCGAUCUCUAUAAAAAACUCUACCACAGUGAUGUCUGUUCUUCAAAAACAGUGGUUUCUUUACGCUGUAUAGAGUGCGGGGUCUCGGGGAAGACGAGCCGCCAGAGCCGGAUCGUGGGCGGGUCGAGCGCUGCCCCGGGGGACUGGCCCUGGCAAGUCAGCCUGCACGUGCAGGGCACCCAUGUCUGCGGAGGCUCCAUCAUCACCCCCGAGUGGAUCGUGACCGCCGCCCACUGCGUGGAGGAACCUCUUAACAAUCCCAAGAUUUGGACGGCCUUUGCAGGAAUUUUGAGACAAUCUUUCAUGUUCUAUGGAAACGGAUACCGAGUAGCAAAAGUGAUUUCCCACCCGAAUUACGAUUCCAAGACCAAGAACAACGACAUCGCUCUUAUGAAGCUGCAGACGCCUCUGACUAUUAACGACAGGGUGAAACCAGUGUGUCUGCCCAACCCAGGCAUGAUGCUGGAACCGGCACAGUCCUGCUGGAUUUCCGGGUGGGGGUCCACCUACGAGAAAGGGAAAACCUCGGAUAGGCUGAACGCGGCGAUGGUGCAGCUCAUCGAGCCCUGGCGGUGCGACAGCAAGCAGGUGUACAGUGACCUCAUCACGCCGGCCAUGAUCUGCGCGGGGUACCUGCAGGGAACUGUCGACUCCUGCCAGGGUGACAGCGGAGGCCCUCUGGUCACUCUGAAGAGCAGCGUCUGGUGGCUGAUCGGGGACACGAGCUGGGGGUCUGGCUGUGCUAAGGCUUACCGACCGGGAGUGUACGGAAACGUGACCGUGUUUACAGACUGGAUUUAUCGACAAAUGAGGGUAACUUUCCCGUCCUCCUCAUUGGGUUCUCUGGCUUCGCUGUGUCAAAGCCUAGGAGGUGUGGUCCCCGUGCCAGGUGGCAUCCCCUCCCCCACUGUCCAAGGCCCACCACUGGUGUUUGGAUGAA
Messenger RNA from Delphinapterus leucas (beluga whale), 1683 nucleotides. Lineage: Eukaryota; Metazoa; Chordata; Mammalia; Artiodactyla; Monodontidae. The record is from RefSeq and is a predicted model, not a curated record.